Molecule: messenger RNA, 585 nt
Organism: Cladophialophora psammophila CBS 110553
Lineage: Eukaryota; Fungi; Ascomycota; Eurotiomycetes; Chaetothyriales; Herpotrichiellaceae
Product: shikimate kinase
Exons: 2
Coding region: 1-585 (194 amino acids)
Cellular component (GO): cytoplasm
Molecular function (GO): gluconokinase activity
Source: RefSeq, a predicted model, not a curated record
AUGCAGAACGGAGUCGACCACCUAGAACACAUCUGGAUCAUCACGGGCCCCGCAGGAUGUGGAAAGACUACUGUCGCCCAGCACCUCGCUGCCGAGAUGUCGCUACCCUAUAUCGAGGGUGAUGAUUACCAUCCCAUGGCCAACAAGCAAAAAAUGGCCUCUGGAACUCCCCUUACCGACGCCGACCGGUGGGAUUGGCUGAUCACCCUCCGUGAAGAGGCCAUCAAGAAACUCCAAACCUCCAACUCCGUCAUUGUCACAUGUUCGGCUCUCAAACGGAAAUACCGCGACGUCAUCCGGGUCGCCAAUUACGAACACCCUUCGGUCCAAGUCCAUUUCAUUUAUCUCAAGGUCGACGAAGCAACGUUGCAAGCCAGGGUGGCUGCCCGAGUCGGCCACUAUAUGAAAGAAGAAAUGGUGCACAGCCAGAUGGCGACGCUGGAGGAGCCAGAGGAAGACCUUGAAUGGGAUGUCAUGCAGGUCGAUGUGAGGGAAGACAAAGAAUUGGUCAAGCAACAUGCGGCAGAACUGGUGCAGCGCAAGCUGAACGAGUAUGAAGAGUUGGGAGCGCAGCAACAAGGCUAA